Molecule: messenger RNA, 678 nt
Organism: Biomphalaria glabrata
Lineage: Eukaryota; Metazoa; Mollusca; Gastropoda; Planorbidae
Exons: 1
Coding region: 1-678 (225 amino acids)
Biological process (GO): DNA integration
Molecular function (GO): nucleic acid binding
Source: RefSeq, a predicted model, not a curated record
AUGCAGAUGUUGAAACAGUACAUACUGAACGGUUGGCCAGACAAGCAUCAUAUUGUACCAGAACUUAAACAAUAUUGGUCACUUGCAGAUGUACUGACCUAUGAGGAUGGCCUUCUAAUGAAAGGGGAGAGAAUAGUUAUCCCAAGAGCAUUAAGAAAAGAAGUUGAAACCAAACUACAUGCAGCACAUUUAGGGUAUGAUGCCAUGAUGAGAAGAGCAAGGGACGCAGUUUUCUGGCCGGGAAUAGCGGCAAGAAUAAGAGAAAUAGCUAAUGCAUGCCAACCUUGUCAGCAAAGUAAACCUGCAAACCAGAAAGAAAGCUUAAUACAGCAUAAUGAGGGUUUAAAUCCCUGGGACAAAACUGGGAUAGAUUUGUUCAAAAUAUUUGACCAACAAUACCUUGCCAUAGUUGACUACUAUUCAAAUUUUAUUGAAGUAGAACAUCUGCACACGACAACAAGUCAAGUUGUUAUAAGAAAACUAAAAAAUUUGUUUGCCAGAUAUGGAGUCCCCAAAGUUUGUAUCAGUGAUUUUGGACCUCAGUUUUCAUCUGCUGAAUUCACCGCAUUUAUGAAAGCAUGGGGUGUCCAUCAUUUAAAAUCUUCACCAGGACACCAUCAGUCAAACGGCAAGGCAGAGGCAGCAGUGAAAAUAUUAAAGAAUCUGAUGAAAAAAUGA